Messenger RNA from Silurus meridionalis, 1067 nucleotides. RefSeq names its product suppressor of cytokine signaling 1a (gene socs1a). Gene Ontology annotation, biological process: phosphatidylinositol phosphate biosynthetic process; intracellular signal transduction. Gene Ontology annotation, cellular component: phosphatidylinositol 3-kinase complex. Bases 253 to 813 code for a protein of 186 amino acids. Gene Ontology annotation, molecular function: 1-phosphatidylinositol-3-kinase regulator activity. The transcript has 2 exons. Lineage: Eukaryota; Metazoa; Chordata; Actinopteri; Siluriformes; Siluridae. The record is from RefSeq and is a predicted model, not a curated record.
ACCAGACUGCGCCGGGCCUGAGCUUGAUUCAUGUGAUGAACAUUGAGGAGCAGAGCGGAGCUCAGGCUUCGUGUCAAUGGAAUUAAUUGAGCGCGGUGUGGAGUUUAUUCCCUGCCCGAACAGACGCCAUGUUUGCCCGCUGUCCUGCUCUUUGUUCCACGCUGUGCUGAACGACCUCAUGAUCCUCGCCUAGAUGACCUUUAUGAACCUACACUAUGGAAGACCGCGCCAGGAGCUGGUCUUCCCUGUAGGAUGGUAGCGCACGGCGCCGUGGAAGACACGUCAGGCACUUCAGCGGACCGCCGAGCCCCGCCCCCGCGCCCCGAAAACCGUACGCACUUCCGCUCGUUCAAGAGCGAGAGCGACUUCAAGGCCAUCGUCGAGACCACGUUGAUGCUGGAGGAGAGUGGAUUCUACUGGGGGCCCAUGACAGUCGAAGAGGCCCACCACAAGCUCAGGAAGGAACCCGUGGGAACGUUCCUGAUCCGGGACAGUCAACAGAAGGACGUUUUCUUUACGCUAAGCUACAGAGCUUUGAUGGGUCCCAACAGCAUUCGGAUAAACUUCCAGAACUCGUGCUUCAGUCUCACGGGGAGCAAGGAGACGUUCAAGAAUCUCUUCCACCUGCUGGAACACUACUCCAGCACGGGAAAGAAGACCCUGCAGCGGCCGUACAGGAAGCAGCGCGUACGAUCGCUGCAGGAACUCUGCCGCAAACGGAUUAUCGAAACAUCUGGAGCGCAGGCUAUCGAUGAACUUCCGGUCAAUCCCGUCGUCAAAGACUUCCUCCGCUCUUUUCCGUAUCGGCUCUGAAGGCUCGGACGCAUUAAAGCACCGCUGUGGGAUUAUGCUGGUCAUACUUGACGGCUGCAAACAGGCACUUUGUAGCACAUUUCGGGAAGACUUGAACGAGUUCAAAGUUUACAUCAUGGUUGAAUGUUUACACUAUCAUGCAGAGAGUCCCGGGGCUUCCUGUGAUUUUAUUUUUGCUAUGCAAAAAGCUAUAUUUCUUUAUCAGUAUUUUUAUAAAAGUAAUAAAUGUAUUUUUAAACAAUUAAAAACACAAA